AUGCUUCAUGCGUUUUUAGAUCGCGUGGAUGUGAGAUCUUUGGACACCCCUACUCUGCGUCUCGUCUUGGACCAUGUGAAUUCGUGCCUGCCGCCUUUGCCGUCUACAUCGCCAUCAGAGCAGGAGGCACGCGAGGCUAUGCGGCAUGCGAUCGGUGCACGUAUCUCUAUACCCAGUGACAUGGACCUGGCAUUGCAAGUGGAAGUCUAUGCCCUUCGCGGCGAUCUACGUGAAGCCUUGGAUCGUCUCGCUACGUUGCUUACUACACACACAAUAGCGCUUGAGCGUGUGCAGGCUCAAGCCCUACGUGGACAGCAUCUACAUAUGCGUAGAGACCCGGCGCUGGAUAGCGUCUACCGCGCGAUGCGGGCUGUUCUAGAUGUAUGGUUGGCACAAAGCACACGCGAGAAGCAGCAGGACGACUAUGCCGGCAAAGCCGCUGCGCAGGCAGCUGCCUGGCUGUGGGCUCAUCCGCUGUCGUUUGCACUUAUUCAACCACCAUUCCCGAAAGUCAUUCAGGCCGUGUACACACUGCUCUCGUCCGUCAAGGAUGCACGGGAACAUGUCCAGCACGUCUUACAAACACCACGUAUGGCGCAAGUUCGUUCGCAUUAUGCCGGUCUAAUAGCCCUGGCCUUUGCGAAUCGCGGAGCCCCUCAUAUUGCCGCUCAGCUUUUGGACUUGAUAUGGGAGCAUGGCAUCGAACCGCAUGAGGCUGUGGUGCGUCGCACGGCGCGGAUGUGUGCACCACAAAGGCAGGCCACCGUGAUACAGCCUCUUGUGACGUGGCUCGAAUCUCAUGCCAAGGAAGCAUCCUCCUGGAAAUGGCUUGUGCUGUACCAUGCAGAGCGGGGCGAUGUGCAGGCCAUGGAGUCGGCCCUUUCGCACUUGCCUGUGCAUGACGAGAAACGUUCGUAUGCGUACCUAGUAUGCGAGGCCAGUCGUGGUGAUGUGGUGGCUGUGCAUCGGCGGAUCGGCCGUGUGCCGCGCAACGAAGACGAAGCUUUCUGGCUUCUACGUGCGCAUGUCCGCCAGGAUGAUCUGAGUGGUGCACGUGAUGUCUUCACAGCGGCUAGCAGUGAAUACGCAUCGGAACGUUUGUACAGUGAGAUGGCGCGUAUGUUGGCGCGUACUGGUGAUGCUACAGAAGCCAUGCAUCUCGCUGCGCAAUUGGAAGGGGCUGGCCUGGUGUGCUCGGCAAACACGCUGACCUACCUUGUACAAGCGCUCGGCCGGGCGCAGCUUCCAGAGCGGGCAGCAGCGCUCAUGGCGCAUCACCAAGCGCGAGGCACGCCUUUGGCUCGUCGUGUGUAUACGGCCCUGAUGAACGCGUACAUUCGCGUCGGCCACUAUGCGGCGGUCAUGGGUAUUUUCAAGUUUUUGACGCAGCAGCGCGAUGUGGCGCUGCAGCCAGAUACUGCAGUGUACAACACGUUCUUAAAAGCGCAUGUGUAUCGCGGCACACCUGUCGCACAUGUGCUGCGCAGUCUACUAGAUAUGAGACGCCGUGGCUUAGCCCCAGAUGCGCGGACCUAUGCAUUGGCGGUGCAGAGUGCCUGCGAUGGGCGACGUAUGUCGUUGGCCGAGGAACUAUUUGCCCUGGCGGACAAGUCGCUCGCUGAUGGCGCUUCGUUGGAAUUGCACACCAUUAUGCUGCAUGCCUACUUACGCGAGGGCGAGACGUCAAAAGCGCGAGCGAUGCUUGAUCAAGUGAAAGCGCGUGGCAUUGAGCCGAGUCACGUCACGAUGGGCGUAUUGAUUCGCAGCUAUGCCAGCGGCACAGAGUCCAGUCUCCAUAUUGCGCAGGACCUCGCAAUGCAGCUGGUGGCAGAGGCCCAAGGACCACGUGAUAUAGACGCGUGGCGGGUGCCCGCUCUUGAUCAGGGUCCGAUGUACGAAGAUGUGCUGGUGCCGCUGAUUGAUGCACAUGGCCGGCGUGGCGAUGUAUGGGCGGCCGAACACGUGUUCCGUCACUUGGUGCAUGCAGGCCAGCCGAUUUCGCCGCGAGCCUUGACAGCGCUUAUGAAUGCGUACCGCUACGCGGGUGAUGUCCAAGGGGUGCUACGUCUGUGGGAUGAAUUGUACGAUGAGCUUGUGCCGUGGGUCAAGGCGCAAGUCUCUGCGGCCGAUGCCCUUUCUGCGAACACAGCCGGUAGGGAGGAGCCUAGUAUUGGGCCGUACCAACGAAGCCUGCUAUGCUUACCCCUGUCGAUUGUAAUCGAGAGUGCGUCGCGGGCAGGCAUGCAUGAUCGUGUUGCGGAGAUUUGGACACGUGCCAAGCGCGAUGGCUUCGCUUUUGAUGCGCACAACUGGAACCAUUUGUGUGCGGCGCUAGCACGCGCUCAUCGUCUUCGUGAUGCCUUGCACAUCAUUGAACACGUACUACCAGAAUCACCACCGCAGGCACAUCAGCGGGCAGUACGGAUCGACGGGAUCUCGCCGUCGAGCUAUGUGCGCGCCGCUCAAAAUGAAAAGGACGAAGAGGCAUUUGCACGCGAUCCCCUCUACCGAUCUACAUCGACGCAUGUGGACUUGACCAAGCUGGGACCGACACAUCCGCCUCACCGGCGCGAGCAGCUCCCGGCAUCCGACAUGACAUCCGAGACCACGGACACGGACGUCAUGCGCCACUUCCUUCUGGAGCCACGCCGUCAAUGGUUCGCGACGUACCAUACGCUGGAGGCGCUCGACAAGGCGCUCGCGCAGGAUCGAUCAGCAGAGGAAGCGUUGCUGCCCGAGUACCCGGUGGCGGCCUCGUGUCUUGCCCAGUUCCGUCAUCGCUAUCCGACGCUGCCUUCGUCUUCUGCCUCGGCCUCGACGUCGGCCUCGUCCUCGCCCUAG
This is a messenger RNA of Malassezia pachydermatis, 2841 nucleotides long. RefSeq lists its product as hypothetical. The coding region runs from base 1 to 2841 and encodes 946 amino acids. Gene Ontology annotation, molecular function: protein binding. The record is from RefSeq and is a predicted model, not a curated record. Lineage: Eukaryota; Fungi; Basidiomycota; Malasseziomycetes; Malasseziales; Malasseziaceae. The transcript has a single exon.